Cordyceps fumosorosea ARSEF 2679 is the source of this 564-nucleotide messenger RNA. RefSeq names its product sorting nexin-like protein. The coding region runs from base 1 to 564 and encodes 187 amino acids. The transcript has a single exon. NCBI's taxonomy places the organism in Eukaryota, Fungi, Ascomycota, Sordariomycetes, Hypocreales, Cordycipitaceae. The record is from RefSeq and is a predicted model, not a curated record.
AUGGAAGCGGAUCCGUAUCACGGACCGGCCGCGGAGGACGGGGACGCGGCUGCGGUCCAGACUCGGAGCCCAGGCGACAUUGUCGAGGGCGCCCCUAGGGCGCAUGCCGGUAGCGGCGACGACGGCGCGGCGCCGAGCUCGGAGUGGUUCGGGGGGCAGCAAGUCUCCGACGGCCCGAUCGACCAAGAAGACGCUACGAUAAACACGAUCGACGACUCGUCGAUACACUCAGGCCCUGCCGCGGCUACGAUAGUGCCCCCAUACUGGCAAAAUGUACCGUCACGGCGGCGGCCCUCCACGCACUCGUCCGACUCGGGGCGCCCGCCGGCCGGGGCCAUCCUACUACUCGACAACGAAGCCGACGAAGGCGAGGAGGAGCGUAACAACGCCUGCUGGGCGAGGAGCGUCGAGAUUGUCGACCACACCGUCGUCAACGGCGGCGCGACCAACAUUGGCGCCUUUGUCGUGUGGAACGUGCGGGUAGAGACCCUUCAGGUAGGCGAGCUUCUUUUUGCAAGCGCGCGCCCCGUUGCCGCCGCCGGUCUCCGUCUGAUGCGAUGCUGA